AUGGCGAUGCCACAAUUACAUGGGCGGACAAAAAGUGUGACAAAAAGAUCCAAGAAGUACCUAGAAGAAGCACUGUACAUGAGGCUGUUCAAACAAGGCAGCUCAGAGGUAAGUGUGAGACAACAGUUGAAUCAGUUCCUCAAGAGCUCCAAGCAUGUCUUUAAAUGGGAAGUUGGCGACACCAUCAAGAAGCUUCGCAGUCGCAACCUUUAUUACCCUGCUCUCAAGCUAUCAGAAACUAUGUCUAAUAGGGGCAUGAAUAAAACCAUCAGUGAUCAAGCUAUCCAUCUUGAUCUAGUUGCCAAAACUCGGGGCAUACCUGCUGCAGAAAAUUACUUCAUUGAUCUUCCCGAAGCAUCAAAGAACCUUCUGACAUAUGGAGCUCUUCUCAACUGUUAUUGUAAAGAAUUGAUGACUGAAGAAGCAGAAGCUCUCAUUGAAAAGAUGAAGGAACUCAAUCUUGGUUUAAGCUCCAUGUCUUACAACAGCCUUAUGACUCUCUACACAAAAGUAGGCCAGCCUGAAAGGAUCCCCGCAAUUAUACAAGAAAUGAAGGCGGGCAACAUCAUGCCAGAUUCUUACACAUACAAUGUCUGGAUGAGGGCUCUGGCAGCUGUAAAUGAUAUUUCUGGUGUUGAAAGAGUAAUGGAGGAGAUGAAGAGGGAUGGCCGAGUUGCUGCGGAUUGGACAACAUAUAGCAACUUAGCCUCGAUUUAUGUUGAUGCUGGCUAUUCUGAAAAGGCAGAAAAGGCACUUAAGGAAUUGGAGAAGAGAAAUGCAAACAAAGAUCUUUCUGCUUUUCAGUUUCUGAUUACUUUGUAUGGCCGAACAGGAAACUUGCUUGAAAUUUAUCGAAUAUGGCGUUCUUUGAGGUUGGCUUUUCCAAAAACUGCAAAUAUAAGCUAUCUAAAUAUGAUCCAAGUGCUGGUUAACUUGAAAGAUGUACCUGGUGCAGAGAAUUGCUUCAGGGAAUGGGAAUCUGGUUGCUCAACAUAUGAUAUCAGGAUUGCAAAUGUUCUCAUCAGUGCCUAUGCCAAGGAAGGUUUGCUAGAUAAGGCAGAGGAACUCAACGAGAGGGCCCGCAGGAGAGGAGCCAAGCCUAACGCUAAAACCUGGGAAAUAUUUUUGGAUUAUUAUUUGAGAAACAAGGAUAUCAAAUUGGCUGUUGAUUGUUUAGCCAAUGCAGUGUCUGCUGGUAGAGGGAAUGGUCAGAAGUGGGUGCCAUCACCUGUGAUUGUAGGGUCUUUGAUGGCACAUUUUGAGCAGCAGAAGGAUGUAGAUGGUGCAGAGGGACUUAUUGAGAUUUUGAAGAAGGCUGUAGAUGAUGUAGCGGUGGAGGUGUUUGAGUCAUUGAUUAGAACUUAUGCAGGUGCUGGAAGGAAAAGCCACAUGAUGCGUCGCCGAUUGAAGAUGGAGAAUGUUGAAGUGAAUAAUGAUUGUCAGAAGUUGCUUGAAGGAUUAUGCGUGGAGUGA
Molecule: messenger RNA, 1473 nt
Organism: Dovyalis caffra
Lineage: Eukaryota; Viridiplantae; Streptophyta; Magnoliopsida; Malpighiales; Salicaceae
Source: the annotation of a GenBank genome assembly